CUAGAUAACCUUUUCUCCCCCACAAGAAGACCAGCACACACGGACCUCCUGGCAGCCCCAGCAGCAGAAGAGAGACUAAGGAGACGGCAGCCAACGGCAUCCUCUCAUCAAAGGCCAGGCAAGCACGGAAAAGGCAGCUCCCAGCAAGAGAGGGAGAGGAAAUGGUCUCUGUGGGUCUCCAGCUGGUGGGCUAUGCCCUGGGACUCUUGGGCUUGCUGUGUGCCUUCGUGGCCACCCUGCUGCCCAGCUGGAGGACCAGCUCCUACAUCGGCUCCAGCAUUGUCACAGCAGUCGGCUUCUCCAAAGGCCUCUGGAUGGAGUGUGCGACUUACAGCACAGGCAUCACCCAGUGUGACGUCUACAGCUCACUGCUCAACCUGCCCACUGACAUCCAGGCAGCCCAGGCGAUGAUGUCCUCCUCCAUCGCUGUCUCCUUGCUGGCCUCCAUCAUCUGCGUGGUGGGAAUGAGGUGCACCAUCUUCUCGCAAGGCUCCCCGGCCAAGGACAAGGUGGCGGUGGCAGGCGGGGUAGCCUUUGUCCUGGGGGGGCUCCUCUGCUUCAUCCCUGUGGUGUGGAACAUCCAUGUGGUGCUCCGUGACUUCUACAACCCCAUCGUCCCCGACAGCAUGAAGUUUGAGCUUGGGGAGUCCCUGUACCUGGGUGUCCUCUCCUCCCUGGUGUCUCUCAUUGGGGGCUUCAUCCUCUGUGCUUCCUGCCCACCCCGAGACCCACAUGCCACCUAUUACAGCCCUUACCGUUCUCGAACCAUGGUGGGCAGGAGCCAACCAGUGCCAGCCACCUCUCCAAAGGCUAAGAGCGAGUUCAACGCUUAUAACCUGACAGGCUACGUCUAAGGGUGCUGGGCUGCUGCACACCUUCCUGGGGGCCCCUGGGCAAGGAUCCUGUUGCCUGCUUGGAUGGACCGGCCAGGUAAGGAGGCAGGCAGUUGAGCUCAUCUUUCCCACCCUUGCUGUUUUUCCCUGGGCACAGCUUAUUCCUCAAGGAACUAUUUCCUCCCAAACUCACCAAAGACACUUCUCCUGGGUGCAGCUUGCAAACAGCCUGGUAGCUGCAGCCUCUUUGGGGAACUCAGAGCUGAAUCUUCUUUGGGGAAAGCCUCUCUGCAUCCUGAAGAACCAAGCAAGGUGCCCGUAGUCCACAUCUCUGAGGCAUCAAGUUGCUGGUGCUGAACGUGGAGCAGAUGAGGACAUGGGUACAACACCUGCCAAAAACUCAGUGGCCGAAUGUAUGUGGAUCUGUGGGGUCUUGGAUGCCCCCGUAGAGGACAUUGUGCCUGAGGGAUACCUAGGGAACUUGGAAAGUUGCAGGGGAGGGAACUGUUGUGCCUCUUGGGACCUGCAUAGCUGCUGGCUUCAGGAACCAGGGGAAGUUCACCCGGGACUAAUGAUGGCGCAACAGAAAACCAAAUACCAGGUCACACAGUGUAUGGGGCAGAGGCUGCCUCAGAUGGGCCCUUGGAGUGCUUAGCAGCUGUUCUUCGACACAUAUCACAGCUCAUCGUGGCCAGACCAGGCUGUCCGUGAAGUGGGAAGAAUGCCUUCCUUGUUGGAGUAUUUUGAAGAGGACCACAGCAUGCUCAUAGCAAGAUCUCAUGGUGUCCAUUUGGGCCUCUGCCUUUGAAGAGCUGUGCCUCUCAUCUGCGGGUGGGCAGGCAGGUGCAGCAUGGCCUUGGCAGAGGAGCUGGCUCCACAAUAAAGAACCUGACAGGAGAGAGACUGGCUGAUUGGGUGCUUCUGAUUUGGGGCAGCAAAAGUGCCAGUCUUUGUGGUUGGGCCAGAGAGCCCUGGUCUGUGGGCUUCAAAGAGGCAUCAGUGUCAGGAAAGGCAGCACUGAAUCAAUGAGACAGAGUUGGGGCAAGAGGAGGGAGCAAAAUCCAGGACACGAAGGGGGGCCCA
Molecule: messenger RNA, 1916 nt
Organism: Zootoca vivipara (common lizard)
Lineage: Eukaryota; Metazoa; Chordata; Lepidosauria; Squamata; Lacertidae
Gene: CLDN2
Product: claudin 2
Cellular component (GO): bicellular tight junction; membrane
Molecular function (GO): structural molecule activity
Source: RefSeq, a predicted model, not a curated record